This is a messenger RNA of Procambarus clarkii (red swamp crayfish), 1288 nucleotides long. RefSeq names its product proteolipid protein 2. The record is from RefSeq and is a predicted model, not a curated record. Gene Ontology annotation, cellular component: membrane. Lineage: Eukaryota; Metazoa; Arthropoda; Malacostraca; Decapoda; Cambaridae.
GCCCCAGGAGGGUGUAGCGAGCGGGGAGGUGUCUGCGUGUAGCAGUGUCGCGCUGACCGUCACCGGAGGAGAGUCUCGCUGCGGGCGUUGAAAUCCCGUCAAGAUGGAAGCACAAUUCCCAGCAUCACACACAACAACAACAGCACCUCAGGACAGUGUGGACAACAAACGUAUCUCAAUCAACAGUGGUUACCUCCGCACCAAUGAAGGCCGCCUCAAAGGUGCCCACUUGGUGAUCUGUAUUGUGGUCUUCAUCUGCACUAUGGCCUCAAAUUUUCCUCGUAGCAACCGGGCCAACUGGCUGAGCUUUGUGUCCAUGGGUGGCUUUUGGACCUCUGCAGUACUUCUCUUCCUGUAUAUAAUCAAUGUUGUAGUCCUUUUGUCCAUCAUACCCUGGCUUAUGCUGGAACUCUGUUAUACAGUCAUAUGGACGUUCUUCUGGUUUGUGUGUGGGUGUGUUGCCGCUGACUAUGCUGUGAGAGGGGCUGGAGAUGCUUUUGCUGUGGCUUCAUUCUUUAGCUUCGUUGCCAUGUGUAUAUAUGGUUUUAAUGCAUUCCUGUUUUAUAAAAAAGUGCGUGAGGGUGGCUUCACAUUGCCUUUCACAACCAGAACAUCGAGAAACACCACAGCAGCCGUUACCUCUGGUACCACCAUCACCACCAGCACCACCACUGUUCAGGAAAAGUAUUAAAUUGUUUGCAGAGCAAAUAUAUUGUGGAAUUAUGGAAUGUUAACAUUACUGCAAUGAAAAUAAAUUAGCUUAAAAUGACUUGUAGUCUUGUUGUAGGGUUCACUUAAUUUUUAGAGAGCAAAUACCAGUGGGGUUCCUUUGUGACUGUCAUUGGGAUUUGGGUAGUGUUGCGUGGUUGACUUUGGACAACCAUGUAAAGGUGGCUCUAUUUAGGAUAUAUUAUGUAUAUAAUAUUGUAUACUUUAUGUUGUAUGUAAUUUGGUUCCAUACAUAAAAAAUUUCACAUUUAUGUAUCUGUAUUCUAUAUUUUAAGACAUCCGUGUGUAUGUAUGUGUAUGUCAUGCCUAAUAGCCAAAACUGCUCUACUUGGCCUUGUAUGCAAGGUCCAAUUUGCCUAACAGGCCAAAUGAUUUUCAUUAUUGUCAAAUAUUUCUUUCCAGAUUGGUUCUUUCUAAUGAUAAUAAUCUAUUAGGAACAUGAAUUACUAACUUAGUUAUGUUAGGUAAUGUUACAUUAGGGUAGGUUAGGUUAGGUCAGUAAGAUCAGUAAGGGGCAUAACUGGCCGACCCCUCACAGUGUUCAAGAGAGAACUGGAUA